Molecule: messenger RNA, 2733 nt
Organism: Drosophila subpulchrella
Lineage: Eukaryota; Metazoa; Arthropoda; Insecta; Diptera; Drosophilidae
Product: wnt inhibitory factor 1
Exons: 3
Coding region: 1588-2205 (205 amino acids)
Source: RefSeq, a predicted model, not a curated record
AUAACGUAGCACAUUUUGAAGCUAGAGAUUCGCUGGAUUUCACAGAUUCAGCGAUCGACCUCGGGCGGUCGCAACGCGUCAGCACUUGCCGGAUAGAUAAUAGACUCUAAGCGCUUCGGCUUUGUCUGGGCACGCACAUCCCACACCCACUCCACAAUCACCCACCACCACCGCCGCACCACUCGCCACCACCAGCAGCGCGGGGGCCAGAACAGAACUUCCUCCCAGCUGACCAGCCCGAAAUGGAAUUGUUUAUUUUAUGCUUUCGCCGUUCGCUGUUAUGCGCUUGCCUUCUGCCGUCUGUUUUAUGUUAUUCACCCCACUCACACGCGCGCAGAGGGUGGUUGGGGGGAUUGGGGGAGGGCGAGGGCGAAGCGGUAGACCGCCCGGUACGCGGUUCGGUCAAGAACUCAAUUCGUGGCUGAUGUCGAAGCGAAGAAAGAGAGACGCGCGAAGAAAGAACUCUGCCUCGAUGGCGUUUUCGCUAAUCCCCCAAGCGGCUAUUUGGCAACUUUGUGCCACACUCUGGAUCUCUGGAUCUAGACUUCCGCUGCGCAGGCGUCGUCGUGUUUCCCUACUCCGUCAACUCUCGUCGACACCGACCGACUGAAUGAAUGGGGCCCCAUUAAAGCCAGCUGCACUCCAGACGGAGCCAGGCCCCAUUUGCAGCACUGGAAGAAACGGUUCGGCGGAACUUCACAUCGUUGUCUUAUUGGGAAAGAUCCAAUAAUGCAAGCACUAUCUAAUAAAAAUAUUUUUUUAUUAUUUAAGGUGAUUCUAUAUUUAAUUAACCAAUUUAAUAUAAAUGUAAUAUUUUCUAAUAUAAAUUCACAAUCCCAAUUUAUUUUUGCCGUGGGAUAUCAUCAUAGUCUUUCAAAAUAUGUAAGUAUGUAAGUUUUAUAAAGUGGCACUCAAAACCCGAAAGUUGUUUUUACUGUUCCCUACUAUCAGAAUAUUUUAUAAAAAAGGAUUAGGAUGACUCAUAUACAUAUUCAAAUUCUUAGCUCUCUUGAUUCAUACUGGGUUCUAUCAACUGCAGUCCAAUCUUUUUAAUUUCCAACACAUGAAGCUUCAUAUUUUAAUCUACCAGACGUUAAGAAAGUUUGAAAAUUUAUGUAAAAUGUAUCUUUGUUAAAACUUUUCCAGUGUGGACAUGCAGAUGUGGGCGCCGUCGCGGCAAAAUUGAGAGCGUGGAAAUCCAGACAUUCCAGAAUCAGUCCCCAAAGUGCUCUCCCUGGCUCUCUGCACACACGUUCGAGUUGGAUUCGAUCAGACAACUCCCCACCAAAACGCCACUCUCGCCUCCACCCCGCGAUCGAGUGAGUAAUGCUCCGUGGGACCCACUCGAACGAUGCAAAUGCUCUGAUCAUGUGUAAUUCCGAUCGAGACGAUCUCCGGUCGAGCGGUUAUCAGUUGGCCGUCCGCUGGAGGCCAUUGCGUCAUCCGCACUUUGUUUGUACACAGCGAUCGUGACCGAGGCAGUAAUGGGAUCCGCACACAAAUUGCUCCGCCUGCGGAGGGCACUUUCACUCUCACUCUCGUUGCCGGAACAGAAUCCGUUGGACAGAUCACUUUGCGGCGACCAAGAUGCCACUCCGGAUGAUCUUCCUCCAGCUGCUGCUGUGGGCAGUGGCAAAGGGCCACUACUACUACGAUUACGGCUAUUGGGAGAUCAACGAUCCUCCGCCGCUCUGUUCCGACUACGAAAUGCUAGUGGUCAACACCCACCAGUGCGUAAGGCGCUGCAACAUCGUUUGUCGGGAUCGCGUCUGUUUCGAGGACGGACCCUGUCCGUGUGCCGAUCAGUAUCUGUCGGGAAACCCGGACGGAGUGGUUUGUGCCGCAGAGUGCCUGCCCGGAUGCACGGAAGCGGGUGGCUACUGUGCUGCUCCAGAUCUUUGUGUGUGCCGCAAGGACAGAACCCACUACUUCGAUCCCCUGUCCCGAAAGUGCCGCCACAGGGCUGCCCGACUGCUGGACCUCUGUCUCGGACGUUGCACUCAUGGCACCUGCUCCUCCGACGGUCAGUGCAUCUGUGCCCAGGGCUACGAGUUAAGGGCGAGCUUGCUCCACGGACAGCAAUGCAUGCCAAUCUGUGAUCACAAUUGCGGACCCCAAGCCUACUGCUUCGCUCCCAACUUGUGCGCCUGCCGGCACAAGCACGACCAUUAUUCCCACAAUGGCAUCUGUUCCAGGGACUAUUGACCUUAGGAAGUCAGCUGCAAGCUGUUUCAAGUCUCGUUGACGUUAUCCGGUAGAACCCCCUAGCAUUGUAAAUGAUGUUAUAGGUUUAAUUCAUAUUUAUUUUAAAAAUAGACUAGACUAGAUUAGACUUAAAUAGAGACUGACAAAAAAAGCAUUACUAUUAAUGUUUUAUUCAAAUUUAAAACAACUAAUUUAACGCAAACAAACUUCAAAAAGUUUUGAUAUCAGCUUAGAAAUAAGUACAUAUCUUAAACUUCAGACUAUUAUAACAUGCCUAGACCACAAUAAAAAUCGGUAUACCAAAUUUCUUCCAUUAACUUUACCGGUUGAAAUGUCAAAGUAUUUUUUAAGUUCCAAAUUAACGCUUAAAAUUGAGAAAAAACUACGAAUAUAUGACAGUAAACAUUUUUAUAAUCGGAAAUAAAUUUAUAUAUUUUAAACUGCCCGGAACCCAUUAGCUUGAUUAUAUUUUAAUCUUGAGUCUUCUUUUUUAAAUAAAUAAAUUUAUAAUAAUAUGGUAAAUAUGAU